CAAACCUAUCUGGUUUCCUAUUUUUUCAACGAAGCUUCACUGCUGAACUAACAAAGAAAAACAUAACAAAAAAAACGAAGCUUAGCACAUAACAAUGGAUCAAAUCCAGCACAACUUCAUCACUGUACGAGGUCUAAAAUUUCACGUUGCAGAUCUCGGUGAAGGUUCUAACGUGGUACUCUUCUUACAUGGAUUCCCUGAGAUAUGGUAUUCAUGGCGAUACCAAAUGGUAGCUUUAGCCAAUGCUGGGUUCCGUACCCUUGCACCCGAUUACAGAGGUUACGGACUAUCCGACAUACCACCCGAACCCGAAAAGACAACCUUUGCCGACCUCGUUGCCGACCUUGUUGCUAUCUUAGAUCACCUGGGAAUUAAUAAGGUUUUCGUUGUUGCAAAGGAUUUUGGGGUCAGACCUGCUUAUCUGUUAACUCUGCUUCAUCCCCAUCGAGUGUCGUGUGUUGUAACAUUGGGUGUCCCACAUGUUCCUUUGGAACCUCGGAAGUAUCGAGAGUCUCUCCCGGAAGGCUUCUACAUUUCAAGAUGGAAUGAACCUGGACGAGCGGAGGCUGAUUUCGGACGAUUCGAUGCUAAAACCGUUGUGAGGAACAUCUACAUACUGUUCUCGAGAAGUGAAAUACCAAUCGCAGAUGAAAAACAGGAGGUCAUGGAUAUGGUGGAUGCUUCUGUUCCUCUUCCACCUUGGUUCACCGAGGAAGAUCUCGCAACAUACGGAGCUUUAUAUGAGAAAUCCGGAUUCAAGACUGCAUUACAAGUUCCAUAUAGGUCAUUCGAUGAAGACUUUGGGAUAACAGAUCCAAUAGUUAAAGUUCCGGCAUUACUGAUAAUGGGUUGCAAAGAUUAUGUCUUGAAAUUUCCUGGGAUGGAAGAAUACAUAAAGUUUGGGAAGGCAAAAGAACUUGUACCUGAUUUGGAUAUAAUAUAUUUGCCUGAAGGAACCCACUUUGUUCAAGAGCAAUCACCCGAGCUCGUGAACGAGCUAAUUCUGGACUUCCUCCGGAGCCAUAUGUGAUAGUGUGCCGUGUCUAAGAUUUGAAUGGUGUUUGUAUGGAUAUGAAACACAGUUACUGUAAUGUAAUUAGGGGACAACAGGCUAUGUGUAUGGUUUUAUUGACUGGAAUAAAUCAGAGACCCACUGGUAGUGGAGACCCUAAAUGCAAGAUACCAUUAAUUUUUAGAUGAA
Messenger RNA from Gossypium raimondii (Peruvian cotton), 1201 nucleotides. RefSeq lists its product as uncharacterized. The coding region runs from base 95 to 1030 and encodes 311 amino acids. Gene Ontology annotation, molecular function: hydrolase activity. The transcript has 5 exons. Lineage: Eukaryota; Viridiplantae; Streptophyta; Magnoliopsida; Malvales; Malvaceae. The record is from RefSeq and is a predicted model, not a curated record.